Perca flavescens (yellow perch) is the source of this 2685-nucleotide messenger RNA. RefSeq names its product RAB41, member RAS oncogene family (gene rab41). The record is from RefSeq and is a predicted model, not a curated record. Gene Ontology annotation, molecular function: GTPase activity; GTP binding. NCBI's taxonomy places the organism in Eukaryota, Metazoa, Chordata, Actinopteri, Perciformes, Percidae.
AUUUGCCUCUUGGUGGUGCUAUUUCACUUCUGUACGUUUAUGAAAACAAUAGCGCUGGCUAGUGCAGGAUAAAGAUACACUACUUGCUCCUCUCCGGUCUAGACAUCACACCAUUAGCCAAGUCAGCUAGUUAGCGGUUUAUUUUCUGGACAAAAUGUCAACUACGACCGGCGGCGGAGAGUUUGGCAACCCUCUACGAAAGUUCAAGCUCGUCUUUCUGGGCGAACAGAGUGUUGGGAAGACCUCACUCAUCACCAGGUUUAUGUAUGACAGUUUCGACAACACCUAUCAGGCAACCAUUGGCAUUGACUUUUUGUCAAAAACCAUGUACCUAGAAGAUCGCACGGUCCGGCUCCAGCUUUGGGACACUGCUGGACAGGAGCGUUUUCGUAGCCUAAUUCCCAGCUACAUCCGUGACUCUACCAUUGCCGUGGUUGUUUAUGACAUCACCAAUCUUAAUUCAUUCCAGCAAACCUCAAAGUGGAUUGAUGAUGUUAGAACAGAGAGAGAGGAUGUCAUUAUCAUGCUUGUUGGGAACAAAACAGACUUGGCGGAUAAAAGGCAAGUUUCUGUUGAGGCGGCAGAGAGGAAAGCUCGUGAGCUCAAUGUGAUGUACAUAGAGACCAGUGCCAAGGCUGGCUAUAACGUCAAACAGCUGUUCCGUCGUGUUGCUGCUGCAUUGCCUGGGAUGGAUAGCACACCAGAGAAAAGCAAAGAGGACAUGAUCGACAUCAAACUGGAGAAACAGCCAGAGAUGAAUGUCACCGAGAGCAGCUGCUCAUGCUAGUACACCUCACCCCUCACCCUCACCUAGCCUGUCUCCUCCCCACCAACAGCUUGUCUCUCAGUGACCACUCUCUCCACCUUGGCACACUGCCAUUGGCAUGGAGAACCUGUCUUUUUUUCCUUUUCCAACUCAGUGACUUUUCAGAGUAACCGUGUGGAUGUGCAUUACUGUAUUGAAACAGAUUAUCUAUGUGUGGGGGGGACGGUACAAAAGUAAACAUUUAAAACAAGGAAUAAGUUAAACAAUAUGUUCAUUUUUAUCCAGUUGCAUGGCAUUAUGUAGGAUUGCAUACUGACAUAGCUAACCGCUCAUGAGUUAUUGCACAGUUGGGAAUCUUAGUGCUGUUACUCUUGUCAUUGUUGUAAAGUAAAACUGAUUGGGAUUAUUUAAAUGACUACAAGGUUGAGUCCUCAGCCCAUUAUAUUCUACUUUUUUUUUUUUUAUUAUUAUUUUAAAUGGAGAGUUUGCCUACAACUUUUCUAUCUCUCAGAUUAUUUCUUGACUUUGUUUUAUUUUGAGGAAGUAGAGACAGGAUGUUACCAGUGAAUUUACAUCAUUGCUCACCAUCAUAUUGGGCUCAAAUAUUAGGCUCAAAUGGACCUUUUUUAUUGAAGAGGGGCAAUGGUCCAUUCAUAAGAUAUUAUCUAUACCUAACACAUCUGCAAUACACCAGUGUGUUAGUAGACCAAAUUGACAUCAUUUGAGACCUUAUUUAAAACCGUGGAAAAGGGAUGUGUAACCAAACAAUGAGGUAAUAGAUCAUCAAAGGGAAAGCAUCCCAAAUUCAGUAGAAUGGUUACUAACCUGAAACUGUGUCUGCAUUAAAACUAUAACAACUGUCAUUCCAAUGUUGUUAAAUUAGCUGCACGCAUACUAACAUGUCUGAGGAGGAGUUUUCUGUUAUUAGAAGCCCCUAAUGUAGAAAAGAAAAAAAAAACAUUAAAAGCCAGUGUUUAGUUUUUCCACGCUGAUGGAAAGUUGUCACUUUGGUCGCUAUGACGUACCCGCCAUCUCAUUGAUAAUUUGUGUUUUGUUGAUUACACUAUUGCAAAACAUGCAGCAUGCUCACCAUGCAGGAUUUAUAUGGAUAAGAACACAGAUGCCUUGCUUGUUUGUUCACCAACGUUGUGCACUGAAUCAAGCCACAAUAUUGUAAAAUAUAAAAGAAGCCUGCUGACUGGUUCAUGGCUUCACUAGUUGUUUUGUAGAGCUGGUAAAUAAGAGUUAGUCCUCCGAUACAGCUUAUGCUUACUAACACCCUUGCUGUAAAAAGUGCAGAGAAGUUAGUCACAGUACCCAUUGCUGUAUUGCUAUUGCCUGUGUAGGACUGUUGGUUUUAUUUGUUUUAUUUAUUUUGUAACUUGGACAUACAGAUAACAUUGUAUGCUUGACCAAAAGUACAGAUGCUGACACGCAUGUUGAAAGUUUAUUUAAUUUAUUGUUUGCGUGUCUGCUGGGACUCCAUCUAAAGGCAACGCUUAGGCCCGGUUACGUUUUUUCCUGUCACACUGCUAGGAAUUACUUUUUUGGUGUGUGUAGCUUGGUUUACAGUCACAGGUAAAAGCUGCACAGUCUCCACAGACACACACACACACACACACACACACAACUAACUAGCCAUAGCACAACAAAAGACACUGGUCAUUUGCUGUAGCUUGUUUGAAAUGUCAAUGUUUUAACAUGAGCAGCUCUUCUAUUACUUGUCACUGACUAAAUACUCAGCUUUGUGCUAUUCUAAAUUGUGUCUGUCCAUUUGAAAAUAUGCUGUCUACUCGUGUUUAGCAACGUUUGUGUGAAUAAUGUUCUAUUACUAUCUGAUGUAUAAAAAGGAGAAAUAAUGAAACACAAGUGUAGGCCUAUCACAUGGAAUAAAAUAAAGAUAUUUCACCAAAAUUUAA